Molecule: messenger RNA, 204 nt
Organism: Lathyrus sativus (Indian pea)
Lineage: Eukaryota; Viridiplantae; Streptophyta; Magnoliopsida; Fabales; Fabaceae
Source: the annotation of a GenBank genome assembly
AUGAAGCGCCAGGGAACCGUGCAUUCUCCCGGGCUGGGCUCAGGGACUGCAAUCAGCCGCUUCCCUAAUAGUUGUCAGCUCGUUCUUGACAGAUCCGAUCGGGUGUUCAUAAUCUGGAGUAAAAGGAUUCGAACCUUUGCAUGCCGGUACCAAAAACCGAUGCCUUACCACUUGGCUAUACUCCAUACGACUUUUGUACGGUAG